AUGACUGUCAAUCAACAUUAGAUUAAUGAGAAUAUAGAUGCUUUUAUUUUAGAUGAAUUUGUAAAAGGAGAAUAAAGGGAGAUUGAUAGAACUAAAAUUAUAAACUUUAUAAAAUAGAAAAAUAUUGCUUUAAUUAUAACAACAAGAAGAAAGGAAGAACUAAACUUUAUUUAAUAACCUCCUUAUAUCGUUAUAGUAAGUCAGCUUAGUGAAAAUAUUGAUAAUGUGUACUAAGAUCAUGCAACCAUUAGUGAUUAUAAUCUCAAAAUUUUUUAGAGCAAAAUUUAAGGUAGAUUUCUUUACUUGAUAGAUAAUUAUUUAACAAUGUUGAAAUACAUCCUUAGUUUUUAAUUAUAUUGUAAUUACCCAUCAGAUAUGGAUUAAGUAUUUAAUCUAUUUGAAUUCUCUAUAGUAUACAUAAACAUUAGUAAAGGAAAUGGGUUUAGAAGACUUUUUUCAAGGAGCUAUAACUGGUUUAAGAACUCAAUAGGGUUCUGAUGUAAGAGAAUAACAGCCAUCAUCUAAUGAUAUUCAAGUAUAUAAAUUACCAUAGCCUAUAAAAAUUCCUGUUUUAUAAAUAUAAAUGAAUUAGAACUAGAUUAAUUGA
Messenger RNA from Paramecium sonneborni, 607 nucleotides. Lineage: Eukaryota; Ciliophora; Oligohymenophorea; Peniculida; Parameciidae. The record is from the annotation of a GenBank genome assembly.